AUUCAGUAUUCUUCUACUUUUCGAUUCCUAGAUAUGAAUCGCGCAAGUGGAUCAUCUUCUUCCUCACGUUUUAGAUGUAGUUUUGAUGUAUUUUUAAGUUUUCGAGGGGAAGAUACUCGUUCCAACUUUACCAGUCAUCUUAAUAUGGCUUUGCGUCAAAGAGGAAUCAAUGUUUUUAUAGAUGAUAAGCUUUCAAGGGGUGAAGAAAUUUCUGCAUCUCUUUUGGAAGCUAUUGAAGAAUCCAAGAUCUCGAUCGUUAUAAUCUCUGAAAAUUAUGCAUCUUCGAGUUGGUGUUUGAAUGAACUAGAGAAAAUCAUUAUGUGUAACAAAUUGAGAUCAGGAGAACAACUUGUUUUACCAAUUUUCUACAGAGUGGAUCCAUCUCAAGUAAGAAAACAAAGUGGAAGAUUUGGAGAAGAAUUUGGGAAACUCGAAGUGAGAUUCUCAUCGGACAAGAUGGAAGCAUGGAGGGAGGCAAUGAUUUCUGUUUCUCAUAUGUCUGGAUGGCCGAUCCUUCAAAAAGAUGACGAGGCAAAUUUGAUUCAAGAAAUUGUACAAGAAGUCUUGAAGAAAUUAAACCAUGGAACAAUGCAAUUGCGUUUACCUAAAUAUCCAGUUGGAAUAGACAAACAAGUUAAUAAUAUACACUUCCAAGUUAUGUCAACAGAUGAAAAAACUACUAUGGUUGGAUUAUAUGGAAUUGGAGGUAUCGGCAAGACAACUUUGGCCAAAGCAUUGUACAAUAGGAUUGCAGAUGACUUUGAAGGUUGUUGCUUUUUGCCAAAAAUUAGAGAAGCUUCAAAUCAAUAUGAUGGCCUUGUUCAACUCCAAAAGAAGCUACUUUGUGAGAUUCUAAUGGAUAAUUCGAUCAAUAUUAACAAUCUUGAUAUAGGGAUUAACAUCAUAAGGAAUCGACUAUGCUCAAAAAAGAUUCUUUUGAUUCUUGAUGAUGUUGAUACGAGAGAACAACUAGAAGCAUUAGCGGGAGGACAUGAUUGGUUUGGACACGGAAGUAAGGUCAUUGCGACAACAAGAAACAAACAAUUACUUGCUAGUCAUGGAUUUAAUAAAUUGGAAAAAGUUAACGAAUUGAAUGUCAUUGAAGGCCUUGAACUUUUUAGUUGGCAUGCAUUUAGAAAUAGUCAUCCCUCAAGUGAUUAUUUAGACCUUUCAAAACGUGUCGUACGUUAUUGUGAUGGUCUUCCCUUGGCUCUUGAAGUUGUAGGUUCCUUCCUUUACUCUAUCGAACAAUCCAAGUUUAAACUUAUAUUGGAUGAAUAUGAAACUCAAUAUCUUGACAAGGGCAUACAAGAUCCUCUUCAAAUAAGCUAUGAUGGACUUGAAGACGAAGUGAAAGAAAUUUUUCUUUAUAUAUCUUGUUGCUUUGUAGGAGAAGAUAUCAACGAAGUUAAAAAGAAGUUAAAAGCAUGUGGUUGUUUAUGUCUGGAAAAGGGAACUACAAAACUCAUGAAUCUAUCACUUCUUACCCUCGAUGAUUUCAACCAGGUUGAAAUGCAUGAUUUAAUACAACAAAUGGGUCGCACAAUUCAUCUCUUGGAGACUUCUACAUCUCAUAAAAGAAAAAGAUUGUUGAUUAAUGAUGAUGCUAUGGAUGUGUUAAAUGGCAAUAAGGAAGCAAGAGCAGUUAAAGUCAUAAAAUUAAAUUUUCCUAAACCUACGGAGUUGGACAUUGAUUCAAGAGCUUUUGAAAAAGUGAAAAAUUUGGUAGUACAGAAUGCUACAUCUUCAAAAAGUAUUGAUGUGGAGUAUGUACCUAAUAGCUUAAGGUGGAUUAAUUGGCCUCAUUUUCCUUUUUCAUCUUUGCCUUCAACCUACACAAUGGAUAACCUUAUGGAAUUGAAAUUGCCAUAUAGCUCCAUCAAACAUUUUGGGAAAGCAUUCAUGUGUGGUGAAUGGUUGAAGGAAAUUGAUCUUAGUUUUUCUGAGUUUUUGGUGGAAAUUCCUAAUUUAACUGCUGCAAUAAACCUUGAAAUGUUGGAUCUUCAAGGGUGUAUAAAUUUAGUAAAAAUUCACGAAUCUGUUGGAUCUCUCAGUAAGCUUGUCGAGUUUUAUCUUUCUAGUAAUAUUAAGGGCUUUGAGCAGUUUCCAUCGUGCCUCAAGUUGGAAUCCCUUUACACUUUGACAUUGUACAGUUGUAGAAUAGAUGAACGAUGUCCUCAAUUUAGUGAAGAAAUGAAUAGCCUAGAACUAUUAUGGAUUAAAGAUAGUGUUGUAAUUAAUCAGCUAUCUCCAACAAUUGAAUAUCUUACUAGCCUACAACAAUUGUGGAUCAUAAACUGCAUGGGGCUCAAAAGUCUUCCAAAAAUUCCAAAGGUUCCAAAAGGAGCAGUUACUAUGAAUGCUUCAGGGUGCAUAUUAUUGGCCAGAUUUCCUGACAACAUACUUGAUUUCAUAUCUUGUUAUGAUAAUUAUAUGGAAGAGAAACAUGAAUAUAAAGUAAUCAAAGAACUCAUAUUAAUGAAUUGUGAUAUUCCAGAUUGGUGCCAAUACAAGAGUACAAACAAUUCAAUAACCUUUCUUUUUCCGGCUGAUUAUCCAACUUGGGAAAGGAAGGCUUUUAUUGCUUUUUGUGUCAAAUUUCAAGUUAUUGAUGAGGAAUUUAAGGUAGACUCUAGAGUGUUUAUCAACGAUUUUGAAGUAUAUAACGGCCACUUUUGGACGAAUGAGAUUGUAGGUCGAAAAAGACCACGAGGUGAGUAUCUAUGGAUAGAAGUAAUUGAUCCUGAUAUACUUCUCGACCCAUAUGAUGAUUGUGAACAAAAUCAACCAAUUAUUUUUGAUAGAGUUACAGUGUUAUUUGAGGUCAUUACUCCAAACGCAGUAAAUAUAAAAAAGUGUGGUGUUCACGUGAUCAUGGAGGAAUAA
Molecule: messenger RNA, 2886 nt
Organism: Cucumis melo (muskmelon)
Lineage: Eukaryota; Viridiplantae; Streptophyta; Magnoliopsida; Cucurbitales; Cucurbitaceae
Product: disease resistance protein RPV1-like
Biological process (GO): signal transduction; defense response
Molecular function (GO): ADP binding
Source: RefSeq, a predicted model, not a curated record